GACAAAAGUUUGGGAGAAGUUGGUCUGUGCCGAGCGAGCGUGAGAGCGAGGGGGCGGGGGCCCGGCGAGUGGACGCGUGGGUCCACAGACCUGCGGACCGGACGGUCGCAGCUGCGGGCCUUGGCUAUCCCGCUUCACGCCAGCAAUGUGUGGAGGGACGCUGCCCCUCCCGCCGGGGGAUGCUGCGGGGUCCCAGGCGCGGGGCAGCCGGGCCGCUCCCCGCUAAGCCCCGGUGCCUACCCCGUGCCCCUGGGCAACCCGAGUCCGGCUGCAGGGACCAAGUAGCCCCUGGCCGCCGAGACGCUGCGGGGUGCCGGGCGGGGAGGGGGUCGGAGGCCCCAGACCCGAGGGCAUGGAGCGGUUAGGGGAGAAAGCCAGUCGCCUGCUGGAGAAGUUAAGACUGUCGGACUCCGGCAGCGCCAAGUUCGGCCGCAGAAAGGGUGAAUCUAGCCGGUCUGGGGCUGAGGGGACCCCCGGGCCGGGCAAGGGGCGUCUGAGUGGGCUCGGGGCACCUAGGAAGUCAGGGUCCCGAGGAGCUGCUGGGGGACCCGGGGAUGAGCCGCUGGAACCCGCCCGAGAGCAAGGACCGCUGGACGCAGAAUGGAACCCGCGCAGCUCCUUUGAGACGCCGCGCUACGAAGGCUCCUUCCCCGGGGGACCGCCGCCCACUCGGGCCUUGCCUCUACCUCAGUCCUUGCCCCCCGAUUUUCGGCUGGAGACCACGGCUCCGGCUCUGAGCCCCCGCUCCAGCUUCGCCAGUAGCUCAGCCAGCGACGCGAGUAAGCCGUCCAGCCCCCGGGGCAGCCUGCUGCUGGACGGCGCGGCGGCUGGCGGAGCCGGAGGAGGCAGCCGGCCCUGCAGCAACCGAACCAGCGGCAUCAGCAUGGGCUACGACCAGCGCCACGGGAGCCCCCUGCCCGCUGGGCCGUGCCUAUUCGGCCCACCCCUGCCUGGGGCGCCCGCGGGCUAUUCCCCCGGAGGGGUCCCGUCCGCCUACCCGGAGCUCCACGCCGCGCUGGACAGACUGUGCGCUCACCGGCCCGCGGGGUUCGGCUGCCAGGAAAGCCGCCACUCGUAUCCCCCGGCCCUGGGCAGUCCCGGAGCACUGGCCGGGGCCGGAGUAGGAGCGGCGGGGCCCUUGGAGAGACGCGGGGCGCAACCGGGACGACACUCGGUGACCGGCUAUGGGGACUGCGCCGCGGGCGCCCGGUACCAGGACGAGCUGACAGCGUUGCUGCGCCUGACGGUGGGCACGGGCGGACGGGAAGCCGCCGCCCGUGGGGAGCCCUCCUGCUUGGAGCCGUCGGGUCUCGAGGAACCUCCAGGUCCGUUCGUCCCCGAGGCCACCCGGGCCCGGAUGCGAGAACCGGAGGCCAGAGAGGACUACUUUGGCACCUGUAUCAAGUGCAACAAGGGCAUCUACGGCCAGAGCAACGCCUGCCAGGCCCUGGACAGCCUCUACCACACCCAGUGCUUUGUCUGCUGCUCCUGCGGCCGGACUUUGCGCUGCAAGGCUUUCUACAGUGUCAACGGCUCUGUGUACUGUGAAGAAGACUACCUGUUUUCCGGGUUCCAGGAGGCAGCAGAGAAGUGCUGUGUGUGUGGCCACCUGAUUCUGGAGAAGAUCCUGCAGGCCAUGGGCAAGUCCUAUCACCCGGGCUGCUUCCGGUGCAUCGUGUGCAACAAGUGCCUGGAUGGCGUCCCCUUCACAGUGGACUUCUCCAACCAGGUGUACUGUGUUACUGACUACCACAAAAACUAUGCUCCAAAGUGUGCGGCCUGCGGCCAGCCCAUCCUCCCCUCCGAGGGCUGCGAGGACAUCGUGAGGGUGAUAUCCAUGGACCGAGAUUAUCACUUCGAGUGUUACCACUGUGAGGACUGCCGGAUGCAGCUGAGUGAUGAGGAAGGCUGCUGCUGCUUCCCACUGGACGGACACUUGCUCUGUCACAGCUGUCACUUGCAGCGGCUCAACGCUCGACAGCCCCCCACCAACUACAUCUGAGCCGUGGGCCUCACCACUGCCGUCACGACCAUGACAGACUCUUCUGGCCGGCAGGCCCUCACAAGGCCAGUCGAGGCAGGGGACGCGCUCUGCGGACCUGGCAGAAGAAUCCACAUAGAGAGGGCCCCAAGGGCCAGACACCCAAAGAUUCCAACAUUCCAAAUGGAUUGAAGAGGAGCCGCCCUCCGAGUGCCAGGGUGGGGGUGACCGGCCUGCUUUCCAUGUCUAGGAGGGCUCAGCUCCUUUCUGAACAGUGUCUGAAGUUCAUGUUUGUGCAUGAGGCGAGCAUGUUCUGGUUCUGGGUGAUGGGAGGAGAGGCCGUCCCGGGAGCUUCUUGCUCUCAUGCCCCCACACGUGCCAUCAGGUGUGGAAGCAGCCAGGCAUUUUCUUUAGUAUCCUGUCUGUUACCUGGUUGAAGAAUUGCCAAUCCCAGUCCUUAUUCAUGAGUUAUUUCUUGGCUGCCUUCUCCAGUGGACCAGGAGAGUGCCCCAUCUCUGCGGGGUGCAGGGACCUGCUCCAGGUGGGCCUGCUGCAUGGAUUGCCUGUUUCUCAGGGACUCUGUGGGCCUGGGGAAGCCGAGUGGGUGUCUGUUCUUCCCGGCUGGGGAGGUGAGGAGCAGGUGUGGGCGUGACACUUGCU
Messenger RNA from Ochotona princeps (American pika), 2641 nucleotides. RefSeq names its product ajuba LIM protein (gene AJUBA). Gene Ontology annotation, biological process: response to hypoxia; negative regulation of hippo signaling; positive regulation of miRNA-mediated gene silencing. Gene Ontology annotation, cellular component: P-body; adherens junction; transcription regulator complex. Bases 353 to 2002 code for a protein of 549 amino acids. The record is from RefSeq and is a predicted model, not a curated record. Gene Ontology annotation, molecular function: transcription corepressor activity. The transcript has 8 exons. NCBI's taxonomy places the organism in Eukaryota, Metazoa, Chordata, Mammalia, Lagomorpha, Ochotonidae.